Molecule: messenger RNA, 594 nt
Organism: Tachysurus vachellii
Lineage: Eukaryota; Metazoa; Chordata; Actinopteri; Siluriformes; Bagridae
Product: putative transmembrane protein 244
Exons: 6
Coding region: 42-566 (174 amino acids)
Source: RefSeq, a predicted model, not a curated record
GUUUGUGUGUUGGAAGAUAAAACAGAAAGUGUCUGCUCUUCAUGUUGUGGGAUUACUGCUGUCGGUGCUGUUGGACACCUCAGAUCAAACACCACCGCAAGCUGUCAAUCAACACCAAGCUCAACGACACAUGGGUCAUUCUUCAGAACCUGUUAAUGUGUACAGUGUGUUUCUACUCACUUUACUACAUCACCCUCAGUUUGUGUAUCGGCAUCCUGAAGGUAGAGGAGGUGGACAGCUUAUUAGCACCUUUCAACUACAAAAUACAGCCUUCAUGGAACAACCCGGUAUAUUUAGUGAGCGUGAUCUCAACGGAGGUGACAUACGUGGUGGGAGGACUGGUGUUCGCCUGGAUUGUGGAGGAGCGGGUGUGGGACUACGCCAUCACUGUCUCACUGUUACAUGUAGGCCUCACGGUCACUGUCAUGGCCGAUUUCCCCUCCACAGAACACUGGUGGAUCUCUCAGGGUUCAGGAUUAGUGAUGAUGAUCUUCGGUGGUCAGAUUCUGUCGUAUCAUCUGUAUUGGAAGAAUUUUGUGCAUCCUGCAGACCUCCAAAACUUCUGAGUGAAAUCUCUUAACAGUUUGAACUGUG